Molecule: messenger RNA, 682 nt
Organism: Saccostrea cuccullata (small rock oyster)
Lineage: Eukaryota; Metazoa; Mollusca; Bivalvia; Ostreida; Ostreidae
Product: cysteine dioxygenase type 1-like
Exons: 3
Coding region: 73-672 (199 amino acids)
Biological process (GO): L-cysteine catabolic process
Molecular function (GO): cysteine dioxygenase activity; ferrous iron binding
Source: RefSeq, a predicted model, not a curated record
AAUUUUUUAUGCAAACCUGUAUGUAGAUUUGGAAGUCUGUUAUAUUAAGUAAGAGCAGAUUAACUGACAAUAAUGGCACGAUAUGACUUGAAUGCUAUGCAAUCAGACCUCAGAAAGGAGUUGGAGAACGGUUUUCUGGAAGAGUCGGAGGAGAUGGUAAAUAACAUUAAAGAAAUUAUGUCGAAGUACGAAAGUCAUCCAAAGGACUGGGAUGGCAAGGAAAAAUGGAGCGAUAAAAAAUAUACAAGAACUCUUCUAGACAAAGGGAAUGGUCAUUACAAUCUGAUGAUAUUGUGCUGGAACACUGGUCAGGAAAGCCCUAUACAUAAUCACCCCAAAUCUCACUGCUUCAUGAAGACUCUGAAGGGAGAAGUAUUCGAGGAGUUGUAUGAAAAUCCGGAGAUAACGUCGUGUUGUAGAGGCAAAAUGAAGAAAAUCCAAGACAGAGUAUAUACACUCAACGAUGUGGCCCAUAUCACUGACGCAGACGGACUUCAUCGAGUUGGAAACAAAAGUCACGUGGAGGGCGCUGUCACUCUACACCUUUAUUCCCCGCCCUUUUCCUCGUGUAAAAAAUAUGAUGACGACACGGGGAAAUCUACAGAGGUUCCGAUGGGUUACGAUCAGGACUUUAGUGAACAGUGCUGCUCUCGCUCAUGUUGUGAAAAGUAACUUUUCUAUG